AUGUCGAACAACGGACAACCGCCGGUGGAUUCAGCGCGGGCCCCUCCAACCAUUGGGUCUUCAACCUCGUCGACACCGGGUGUUCCGGGGCCCUCCAGCAGUAACGAUUCAAAUUUAAAGUCGCGACGACGCCGACGUGGCGCUGACCCGGAAUCUCAAUCCAAGAACCAGUCAUUCUAUUUUGUCGAUUCAACCUCGUCCUCGAAGGAAAAGCGGGCACAUGUGAUGAGACACCAUGUCCAGGAGAAAAGGAAGCACCGCAAACUUUCACAUGGAAGCUUGCAGCCGGAACAGGCUCCGGGGCCACCAGUCUGGCCAGUCAGGACCGAUUCAGGAUACGAUACGGACACUCCCAAGGAGGCGGCCAUGACCGGCGUGCCAGGGCCUGCUACUGAGCAGGAAUCAUCGUCCCUCAAGCUCCAGAUCCGAUUUUCGACUGGGAUGCCGUAUGCCCGGGAAACGGUACCGUUCAAAAUGGAAUCACCCGGGACAAUGCUCGAUACAUCGCAAAGGGAUCCCUUCUCCGGCUUACACAAUGCUCCUACUUCUCAAGAUAUGGAAUUGGAGGCCUACUGGACGACCAAAUUGUCCUACUGGUCCGGUCAGAAUCCUUACGUGAAAAAUCAAAUCUUCCAAACGGCCAUGGAACAUCCUUUUCCUUUUCAAGCUGUGAUCCUUGUAUACUGUGCGAGAUGGAAAGCCCAGCUGUAUGGGCACAAAGACUCCGAGGAAGUCCAGCGACACGUCGGACAGGCCAGAAAGAACAUCCAAGACGCUACAGCGGGUGUGUUCAAAGUGCACGACGACUAUUUAGCCAUGGCCUUGGCAGGCAUGGCUCUAUCGGAGGAGCGAUUCGGAAGUCGCCAAGAUGCACACGCAUACCUUGAGCGUGCCGUUGGGAUUAUGCGCCCACGUCCUGGUUCGAACCCUCCCGUUGAAGUGCUGGUCCAUUACGUGCGGUAUAUUAUACCACCACAAUCUCCUACCAUAACCCCGGCCAACCAGCGCUGGCUGGUCACAUUCCUUCGGGAAGCGCAAGACCUAAUGGAAAGGCACAGCGCGCCCGAAUACCAACCCCAAUCAUCCCACCGACGAACUGCAUUCCAGAUGGAAAGCCCGCUCUUCUCCCUACUCUCCAGCGGACCCCGUCCCUCGCAGGUCCCGCAGGCAUCACGGAUGUACGUGGUCCGCGAUGGGCAGACCCAGGAGGCCAGCCGGACGGCCGCACUUAUCUACAUCACAGCGGCAUUGUGGGACUUUAAAGAUUCGAUCAGCAAGACUCAUCGAUUCCUUGCAUACCUGACUGCCCUGGUCGAGAAGCACCAGCUCGACCGACAUCCUGCCUGCGAGACUCUGCUAUGGCUGUUAUUGGAGCAAUCGUGCGAUGCAGACUUGCGGGAUCCUGAACGAGCAUGGUCAACUGGUGACCUGCUUCUGGCACAGAGGCAGCUGCGGCCAGAUCUGCAGUUUCAUUUCAAUGAGCUUUUAAUGUCCUUUUUAUCCCUACAGUCGCCGAUUCGGGGAAUUGGCGUUUUUGAGGCUGAACUCAAAGCAUGUCCCGGGGCUAUUAGUAGCAGUCCUUCGCAUAAAUGA
Penicillium daleae is the source of this 1593-nucleotide messenger RNA. RefSeq lists its product as uncharacterized. The record is from RefSeq and is a predicted model, not a curated record. Bases 1 to 1593 code for a protein of 530 amino acids. Lineage: Eukaryota; Fungi; Ascomycota; Eurotiomycetes; Eurotiales; Aspergillaceae. The transcript has 3 exons.